AGGCCGCGGCCGGGCCGGGCCGUGUGAGGGGAGCGCGGGCGGCUCCGCCGGCCCCUUCCCCGUCCUUCGGGCAGCGCUUCCCUGCGGGAACGCCGGGCAUGGAGACCGCGGGCCUUCCCACCAAGGGGUUGAUACUACACUUAGUUACCUGGAAUGUGGGCACAGCUUCUCCCCCUCCCGAUGUCACGAGUUUACUUCAGCUCAACUCGCUGGGCUCCACCACGGAUAUGUACGUUAUAGGCUUACAGGAGGUGAAUUCAAAAAUCACGAAUUUCCUGUCUGACUUGGCAUUUGAUGAUCCAUGGAGCAUUUUUUUCAUGACUGUCUUGUCUCCAUUGGGAUAUAUGAAGCUCUCCUCAGUUCGCAUGCAGGGGUUGCUGCUCCUGAUCUUUGUGAAGCACGUGCACCUUCCCUUCAUCCGGGACAUCCACACCCACUACACCCGCACAGGCCUCUAUGGCUACUGGGGGAACAAAGGAGGAGUCAGCAUCCGCAUGUCCCUCUUUGGGCACACGAUCUGUUUCAUGAACUGCCACUUGCCAGCUCACAUGGAGAACACCGAGCAGCGACUGGAUGACUUUGAGAAAAUUCUGGAAAUGCAGUUUGAAGGAGAGGGUAUUCCAAGUCCCUUGGAUCAUAAGGUUCUCUUCUGGUUUGGAGAUCUAAACUUCCGGAUAGCAGAUUAUGGGAUACACUUUGUCAGAGAAUCAAUCAACAACAGGCGUUUCAAUCUGCUCUGGGAAAAGGACCAGUUAAAUAUGGCAAAAAAGAAGGAAGCAUUUCUGAAGGAAUUCAAAGAAGGUCCUCUGCUGUUUAAGCCCACCUACAAGUUUGACCUUUACUCAGAGGUCUAUGACACAAGAGAACAGAAGUCCCUGUUUCGGUUUAAUGAGAAGAAAAGAAAGCCAGCUUGGACUGAUAGAAUUCUGUGGAAAGUGAAAAAUAUCUAUGAGGUUGCACCAAAAGAAGGCGAAUUCCCUGAAGAAGAGAACUCAAUUUCUGUUUCUCUGAGUAACUAUAUCAGUCACAUGAGCUAUGGCAUCAGUGAUCACAAACCUGUCACAGGAACUUUCAAGCUCGAGAUGAAGCCUCUUGUCUUAGAUCCCUUGGUCACACUGAAUGCUGAGGGUGAGUGGAGCGCAGAGCACGAUGUUCUCAUCCGCUACUCUGCGGGGAGUGAAUUCCCCAGCAGUGCUUGGGACUGGAUUGGGCUCUUCCAGGUGACUUUCAGGCAUGUGAAGGAUUAUGUUACUUAUGCUUGGGUGGAAGACGAUGAAAUUUCUUCCAACAGAGACAGCAAACAAGUUUACAUGAGUGCUUCAGAAAUACCUAGGAUGGGAGGAGAAUUUUUGCUUUGUUAUUAUAGCAAUAACUUGCAGUCGAUAGUUGGCAUCAGUGAACCUUUUCAGAUUCAGCCUAGCCAAACACCAAUAGAAAAGGAUCUGCCAGAGGGAGAGAGCAGUUGGCUGCAGAAACCUGACAAUCCAGUAUCGGGUGGCAAUUCUGAAAAAAGAAAGGGCAUUUAAUGGUCCAGCUUCAGCAGUCAGAUGAUUCUUUAUGUCUUAGUGAUUGUAAGCUUUUUGCUCUUAGAAGAUGGAGUAAGACAGGUAGGAUUGCUCAGAACCUUUGGAAGCUCGUAGAAGAUAACUUAUUGUGGAAAUGGAUAUUUUUAUUCUGGGGAGAGUAACUCUCUUGCACUGGAUGAGAACUGUAAAAUAGCACUUAAGGAAUGCUGUAUGUUUUCAGGUGAUAGACAUUUCUAAUGCAAUGAUUUAACCUAAGGAGGUUGCAAUGUUUGAUAGGUUUUCAGGCUUGUUCCUUUCUUUGUAGAGGAUGUUUUAUUUACGAUGCAAUAUUUACUAUGCUGUAACCAUUUAAUGAUUUCCAAAUUUUGAGUUUAAAUGAAGUUAUUUAAAAAUUAUUUAUUAGGUACAGCUAAUUAGUUUGUUUUGAAAUUUUAUUUGACUUUCAAAUGUAAGCUAAUUACCUUUUGGGAAACACCAAUGACAGCAGGUCACAUCUGCUGACACACAAAACAAAAUCUUUGGAGUGUGUAAAGUCUCCUUUGGUAGAUCCUUCUCUUCAUGCCUUACUGAGAACUCUUUGUAGGGUUUUCCAUUUCUGAUUCUUCCAAAUUGAAAUACAUUUAUCAAAAUGCACUAUUCCUGAUUUUUCAAAUUCUUCUUUUAUAAAACAAUUAAGCAAUUUGCUUAUUGCCUUUCUCCUCCUCAUUAAAAAUGGUAAAAUAAACCCAUUUUUAUACCAGUCCCUGACUUGGAGCGAGCCAGGAUCCCACAACUUGGGAAGGAAAUUGCAGAAGUUGAGAAAUGCUUUAGCACAGAUGAGCAGCCCAUGGUUGAUGAUUUGGUAUAAUCUUAAAAAAUUUGUAAAUCUCUUCACUUUAUAGCAAUCAGUCUGCAACUUUCUGUUUUUCUAGAGGUGCUCAGACCUUUCUGUAUCCUGUGCGCUUGAGGGUGGAGAUGGAAUAAGGAAUUUCCUGUACCUUUAGGAGCCUGAAAGGUAGUUAGCUUCUGAAAAGGUCUUGUUUCUUGAGGAGGAAAUGGAGAUCUUAGGAAAGGGCACCAACAUUCCACAGAAUCUCAGACUGCAGCGCUGGGACAGAGCACUUGGAGCCUCCCGUGUUCUGUGUCCACAGCUCCCUCCCAGGUGUGCUGAGCAGGGUUUAGUCACUCCUCCCUGGCACAGGGAUAGAAAAGAGCAGAUUGGGUUCAAGUGGAAGAGCGAGGGAUGUUCAUGCUGGAAUUCUGCUUCAGAGCUGAGUGGAUUUCUUUUUGCUGUUUUUCUCAAGGCCUUCUUUUUUUCGGGGUUGUUUUGAGAUAGAAAGUUAACAGCUUGAUAGGAUAUUUGUUUUGCUUUUAUCAUUCACUGUAUAAAAUCCUUUGAGGUCCAGGUGUCUUUGUGUCCUGUUGAAGCUCUGACAUAGGUUUCUGGUUAGGUAGUUGCAGUGGGCUUUAGGAACACUUGGCCUCUGUAGGUUUUAGUUGUAUCUCAGCUUGAUGCUUGGUGUUGGGAACUGUUCCCAGUUGUGAGUAGUGAGGGCAGGUUCAGAGGAUACUGCGUUCAUUGCAUGGAUUAACGCUGCCUCGAGGUUUACAGUUUGUACAUUCCUGUUACGCUUUGGAACCAUAUUAGAAACAGUUUUCCCAUUUAUACUGGUCUCCCAAGAAUUUGUUUUGCACUGAAUCUUUCAGAUAUGUGACUUCUCAUGGCAAUUAGGGCAUCAGAAAAAUCCCUGCUUUGAACUGCAGUACCUUCUGCAGUUCCUGAGUUGUGCUCUGUCUCUGGUUUCACUGGUGUAACUCUGACCGUUCUCCAUGCAAGGAGAUUCUGUGGAGAGCCCGAAGAACAGUGGGCUUUGAAUUCCAGACCACAGCUGGAGAUUUACUGUGGACCAAGAUCCAGUUUCUUCUAAGCAGGGUGCAUCCGCUGGGCAGGAGCAGCUCAGUGGGAGCCAUGCAGCUUCUUUGCAGGGGCAAGACACUCGAGAUCCUUUGUGUUUGUGGGAGCUGAGAACCCUCUCUCACUGGACACAGAAGCUGCAUUUUGUAAAUUGAUCCUUUGAACCACGAGACUUCCCGGAAAAUGCCCCCAGCAGCUGGAAUUGGAACUGCUUGUGUGUAAGGAGGAUGCUGCACAGAACUCUGCACUUCUCUCUUCAGUGUUAUGCACACAGAGGCACUUUCGUUUACUACUGUUACCUAUGGUAGCUUUUCAAACUAUUCCAUGACCUGUAAUGAUGCAAUUUCUGAUGAAAUUUAUCUUUUCUUAGAACACCUUUAAUUGGAUGUUAUAAUCACUGGAAAUGUUUUUAUACUCAUGUGUUUUUCUUUUCAUGUACCUCUAAAAUAAAUCCUGGCAGUGAAGUGUU
Hirundo rustica (Barn swallow) is the source of this 3889-nucleotide messenger RNA. RefSeq names its product inositol polyphosphate-5-phosphatase K (gene INPP5K). Bases 99 to 1526 code for a protein of 475 amino acids. Gene Ontology annotation, molecular function: inositol bisphosphate phosphatase activity; phosphatidylinositol-3,4,5-trisphosphate 5-phosphatase activity; phosphatidylinositol-4,5-bisphosphate 5-phosphatase activity. Gene Ontology annotation, biological process: negative regulation of insulin receptor signaling pathway; negative regulation of peptidyl-serine phosphorylation; negative regulation of glycogen biosynthetic process. The record is from RefSeq and is a predicted model, not a curated record. Gene Ontology annotation, cellular component: endoplasmic reticulum; plasma membrane; ruffle. The transcript has 13 exons. Lineage: Eukaryota; Metazoa; Chordata; Aves; Passeriformes; Hirundinidae.